ACGCCUAAAAUUGUUUCAAGAGCUUGUCUAGUUUAUGUUUAUUUAACUACAUGACGGUCGCGAUUCCUCUUUCGGGCUUGUUUCACUGAUAGGUGAUAGACUACGUAUAAUUCGUAGUGGAUCGGAUCAGGGAACUAUUAAUUUUUUUGAGUGAAAGUCAAGUUGUCGUUUAUUUCUCUGCCGUUUUUGUCUUUAAAACAAAGUCCAAAUAUAUUUGAUUUGUAUUUCUGCGCGCGGCACCAGAGAAUCAGUGGGGCGUGUACCCAUGACUAGCCCGGUGGUUGCGGCAUAGAAACGGGUGAACUUCUCUUUCGUUCAAAUUCCACACGCGCGGCCAGCCGGAUGUUGAUAUAUCAUUCAUGGACAUGGUAUUAAAUGCUACUGCUGCGAAAAUCUACCGUUCGAGCACCCUAUAUUCUACUCAUAUGGAUUUCACGUCCUGAAGGAUAUUUGAAAACCAUUCACAGAUUCUGUAAAGGAAAUUCGACAAACCGUUUGUGACAUUGACACUGGUUUAGUGAGAGACAGGAAUUGUCUUGGAUUGCCUCUCGAUCUCGAGCCACUUCAAGUUGGAUAACUAAACACAAUAUUUUACAAGACAAGAAGAGGAUUGGCUUAAAAUAACGUGGAUGCUGGAAAGUUGAGGACUACAAAAUGGAAGGGAACAGACCAUGCAGACAUCUUGGCUUGUCGAUAUUAGGCCUAAUUCUGAUUUGCACUCUGCAGGACUCUGUGGCGAUAGAUGCACCAGAUAUUGUCACCGUGGAAAAUGAAGGAAACACUGACUCUCUGAAAGUGACAUGGACUCCUCCAACUGGUGCUACAGAUCAGGUGGUCACAUGGUCUCCAGCUGACGGCUCUGGCAGCGACACAUCAUUUGGUCUUAGCGGAACAGCGACUGAGCAUACCAUCCCUGGUUUAACACCAGGGACGCUCUACAACGUGACUGUUACUGCACAAAAUGGUACAGAUGAGACUAGUGAUGACAGUGAACAGGGUAGAACGAAACCUUCUCCCGUGAAUCUUACUGAAUCCGGAGCCACUAACGAUUCCAUCUCAGCCGAGUGGACCAAGCCUAGUGGAGCGAUAGACCAGUACACCUUCUCAUGUUCAGAGGGUACAGAAGACCCAUCUUCACCAAUAACAGACGUUAGCAGUAACAUGUACGAGGUAUCUUGUGUGGGACUAUCUGCUGCCGGGGCGGACUACACUAUCACUGUCACAUCACUUAGUGGAAAUGAAAUCAGUAAUGAAUCUACCACCACCAUCACAGCAUUACCUAAUAUGGUACACAUUGAAGCAGGUGAUGCUACAAAUUCAUCCUUCGUUGCCUCUUGGAACCAUCCAGAAGGAGAGAUGGACUCUUUUCAGGUGUUUUGUUAUGAAAAUGAUACAGCUCCUGAGGAAAUUAGCGAUGUGGGAAGCAACAGCACCUACAUGUACGAAGUCACUUGUGAGAGUCUACCCACUGCAGGGACUGGUUAUCAGUUCUCUGUGAUUUCUAUCAGUGGUAGUAAGAAUGUGACUUCAGAAACUGUGUUGUAUACCAGUAAGUUGGGAGCUUCCUUUGGCAUCAGAUUGUAUUAUUUCCAUACAUCAUCUUGCAAUAUUUGGCUGAUCCUUGGACCAUUUUGCAAUAUUUCGCUGGUUCCCAUGCAGCACAAUCCAGUGACCCAUCUUCAGCCCCUACAUGUACAUCUUCGACAGCACUUCAUCACUUGCAUAUCAUCUGGGGUUUUUUGUAGUAUGAUCUAGCAACCAUUCAACAUUUGAUUCAACUUCAUUUUCUACUUGUUAUAAAGUUCAUUACAGUAAAGGAGAGGUCCACGUUGGUUUAAAGAAAAAUAUUAUAUUGGGUAAGAAAGUAAUGAAAGUAAUCAGUCGAUAGUGAAGGUUGACUGUGAUUAUCUUUCAGCAAUUUUUAAAAGUUAUUAACUUUUUUUUAAAAUCAUGAAUUUAUAAUUUCCUGCGUACAAUGAUAUAUCCAGGGCAGAGGUAUAAUGAAAUUAUUUCUGUGGAGAAAAUCGAAAUUCAACAAUUUUACAGAACUUACAGGAAAGGCACUUGUAAGGUUCACAGAGUUGUGAUUAAUCUGCCAUGAAGUAAAAAAUCUACAAAGCUUUCCAGUCCUUUACCAGAUUUUCUGAAAAUUUCACUGAUUUAUUUCGUUUUUGUGCCUUAUAUUUCAUCCACCUUGAUACCAUCUUUCCCUUUAAGAAAUACAUCCCCCCCCCCCAUUUUUUCACCAACAUAUAGAUGUUAUACUGAAAGGUGAUUGGGAGAUUCACGCAUUUCAAUGUCUUUGAUAGUACGUUUCUUUAUAAUACUUGAUUGAUAGAUUCACCAUUUUC
This is a messenger RNA of Strongylocentrotus purpuratus (purple sea urchin), 2351 nucleotides long. RefSeq names its product receptor-type tyrosine-protein phosphatase H. Gene Ontology annotation, molecular function: protein binding. NCBI's taxonomy places the organism in Eukaryota, Metazoa, Echinodermata, Echinoidea, Camarodonta, Strongylocentrotidae. The transcript has 5 exons. The coding region runs from base 655 to 1755 and encodes 366 amino acids. The record is from RefSeq and is a predicted model, not a curated record.